AUGGCCGAGGAACAGCCUUGGAAAGUCCUUGUAGGGCGACAACUCCCGCCGAUGCAAGACUUGAGACCAGUUUCUACGCAAGAGCUUGACCUGUUUCAGGUCCAGAGAAACUCAGUGACACUCUUGCUUCCCAACCUUCCUGGUCACUCUCAGAUAUUCCAGAUUGAAAGUUUCCAUGGCAUCCAUUGCCAGGCAAGAAUACUGAAGUGGGCUGCAAUUUCCUUCUCCAGAGGAUCUUCUCGACCCAGGGAUCGAACCCGAGUCUCCCACAUUGCAGAAGAUAACCCAGAGAUGACCAACAGAAUACCAUGA
Molecule: messenger RNA, 312 nt
Organism: Rangifer tarandus platyrhynchus (Svalbard reindeer)
Lineage: Eukaryota; Metazoa; Chordata; Mammalia; Artiodactyla; Cervidae
Source: the annotation of a GenBank genome assembly